This is a messenger RNA of Pararge aegeria (speckled wood butterfly), 4273 nucleotides long. RefSeq names its product intracellular protein transport protein USO1-like (gene asl). The record is from RefSeq and is a predicted model, not a curated record. The transcript is spliced from 20 exons. NCBI's taxonomy places the organism in Eukaryota, Metazoa, Arthropoda, Insecta, Lepidoptera, Nymphalidae. The coding region runs from base 187 to 3420 and encodes 1077 amino acids.
UGCUAAAGUACCAAACAAAACAUAAAACUUUUCAUUUAUCUAUAAAAAAUACUUAAUUUGAUUGUAUGUAUAACAUAGUUCUAUAAUUGCGUAUUAUACAUAUUAGUGACGUAUAUUGGUGGCGAAGAGUUUGAUAAAAAAGUUGUAGUGCAUGAAUAAAGCUCAAAGCAUAGGUAGGCAUCUACCAUGGAUGGGCCUGGAAUGAGCUUGUUUCAAGGUGCUGCAAGCAUUCACAUAAAUAAUAGCGCACAAGACAGGCUUGAAGAGCAGGAGGAACUGGAAGAUCGAAAGCGUCUCAACGAAGAGUUGAAACAUAAUCUAGACAAUGCUUUUGACGAUUUUCACGACGAUGAUUCUGUAAAUAGUAGUGAAAAUUACACUUUGGAUGCAUCUUGCCCCAAUGGAGGUCAGCAUCCAGUUAGAACUGGAUUACCACCUACAUAUGUAGAAUCUUUAAAUCAUUUAAAAGAAAUUCAACAUGCUUCUGAACCGUCAAAGCCUUUUUGUGAAAUACCUAAGAAUCAUUCGCAGCAUUUGAGGAACAUAGAGGAUCCAAUGAAACUUGCCUACAGUCCAUAUGGAGCUGGCGAUGGUCAAAAUCAUUAUUAUAAUCAAGAAUAUAGAGGUAUACCAGCAGGACAUAUCAAUGGCAUUAACAAUUUUGAGGCUCGACAAGACUAUAUGAAUGAGGAAGGGUUUAAAGUUAUGUAUGAGAUGCGUUUAAAAGAAUGUGAACAAUUAGCUGACCAGAGACAAAAACUUGACUUAGAGGUGGACAGUCUUCGAGCACGACUCACAGCUGCCUUGCAAGAUAAAGAUAAGGCAGAGUUAUCUCUGAAGGAAGCUCAUUGCUUACUUGCAUCAAGCAAGCACAAGUCAAUAGAGUUGGAGCAGCAAAUGACAUCACUCACUGAGAAGCUUGUGGGAAGUGAGCAAGAUAAAGAACAACUGAAACUGGAGCUCCGAGCCGCUAACAUAGCGGUGCAGGAAGUUCAACAAAGACUUCACACCAUGCAGGUGGCACAUUCUCACGACACUGACGCCCUGUUCAGAGAACAGCAAGAUAGGCAUCGAGAAGAGAUGGAUAGAUUGCAAAACGAUUUUAUAAAAGCUAAGAGUAGGCUUGAUGAAAAGGAUAAUGAGAUAAAAAUGUUAGAGAAACGAUGUACGGAACGCGACAGGGAGAAAGAAGCAAUACUAAUAGAAAAAGGUGCUACAAUAAAUCGAUUGGCCAGUGAAUUAGAAGUCGCACAGAGUAGACUUGUCAACGGUGAGACUGCUCAGCUUAAAGAAAAAGUUCUCCACCUGACCAAUGAAAGGAACACCGCAAGGGAACAGGUUAAGGAGCUUGGGUCAAAAUUACAAGUAACGGCGCAAGAAUUGGUUAUGUGCCGUAACAAAAUGGCUGCCACUCAGAGAGAGUAUGAAAACUGGAGGACUACACUCAAUCAGAUAUUGAUGGAGGCACUUCCUGAUAAUUGCUAUAGUCUUGGUGAUCCUCCAUCUCCUGGGAAGUUAGCAACAUUAAAAGAAGUAUUAAGUCGUCAUAAACAACAGAUACAAAAAUUGUCUAGCAUGCAAGAUGAAAUAGCAAAACGUGAAAAACGACUAGAACUUCAUAGAAAGCAAGAGUCCGAACUAAGAACGAAGUUGGAAGAACAAAAAGGUAUAGAGAUGCAACUCAACUCACGCUUGGCAGUUCUACAAAACAAAGUAGAAUUGCUCGGAACAAACACUGAUAGCGACUUAGUAGAGAGCUAUAAGGCGCAAAACGAACAGUUGAGAAAGGAUGGUGAGGAUCUAAGAGCUGAAAUAAAAAAUCUAGAAUUAAAAUACACCGAGCUCGAAAUGGAAUACGACAAACUAAAGACGGAAAAAGGUAGUCGUGCAUCGUUAGUCCAAGAAGCGAACGCUGAUCUCCUAAGGGAAUUGGAAACCUACAAUGGACGGCUAAAAAUCACUUUGAAGGAAAACGGCGAGUUGAAAACAUUGUAUUUACAGGUAUGUAGCGCACGUGAUGCAGUUUCAAGGGAACUAAAGGACGUACAAAUAAAAAGUCAAAGAGAAAUUGAACAGUACAAGUCUCAGGAGAGAGAUUACGUGGAGCGAAUAGAGAAAGAGAAGAGGCUGGUAGAAAAGUUGACAACAGAAUUGACAAACGUAAGAGAUGAAUUGGAAAGAGCUAAUAGGAGAAUAUCGGAGCUACAAAAAGAGUUUACAGACAAACAGAAGGAGUUUACUGAUAAGCUCAACAAGUUCCUCGAAGACGAGAAAACUGCAAUGCGUAAAGAAAAGGAAGCGUGUGCGCAAUGUGAAAAACAGAUGAAACACAUCAGGACCAUGGAAGAUCAACUGAGCAAGUACAAUGUGAAAUUGGCUUCCCAAGAAAGUAACGAAACGCUGAUGAAAGAGUUGAAAGGAAAAGCAGAGUUCUUUCAAAAGUACAUAAUGGAACGUUACAAGAAACUGACGGAUCUUCGCUCCGUCGGUACUAAUACUGAAGAAACGUCAGCGCAGAACGUACCUAUUGUCGAUCCAGCACCUGACUGCGAAGAUCCUCUCGCUGCUAAGACUGCGUUAAUGAUGAAGGAAAAGGCGAUACGGGACCAAAUAGCGGAAAAGUUCACCUUAGAAAUCAAAACGAUAGAAAUGAACUGCGCAAGGCGUUUAAAAGAAAUGGAAACCGAACAACUAGCAACUGUGACUAAACUAAAAGACUUACUAGAACGAAAGGCGAAGGAAAUUGACACAUUAAAAGAAUUCAUAUUAUCUGAGAGAUCGAAGGUUACGCAAAUAUUAGAGUCUAAAGAAAAUGAGAUAUCGGUGCUUAUAAAAGAGCAUAAUGAAUUGCAAAAGGAAUGCCAAAGAGCAAAGGACGAAAUCGUUGAAUGGAGGCAUAAAGCUGAAAAGUUUAAGGAACGGCUAUCCCGGCUGGGUUCCUUAGAAGAUAUAUUGAAGAAGGAGAAAGAAGAUUGGAAACAGAAGACAAGCUCCAGUGCGAAAGAGUGCCACUCGUUGAGGACUAAAAUAUUGGACCUGCAAUCGGCUCUGGUGCAAAUAGAACAGAAAUACGCAACGUUGCAGCACGACCACCAAACAAUGCAGGAGAAAUAUAAGAACGCUAAGAGAACUGUUUUGACUUAUAAGGACUAUAUGGCGAAAAAAGACAACCACAUAAACAAUGAAAUGAACAGGAUACAAGAUGAAUACAGGAAAAUAUUUGUAAAACUGCAGAACCAAUUAAACUAUUACGUGAACUGUAGGGUCCAGGAAGAAAGGAAACAUAAGGAAAAGCGGACACCGUCGCAGUCUCAGCAAUACACGCAGGUUGAUUACACAGAAAGAAUAAACGAACUGACGGAAGAUUUCGCGAGACUUGCCCAAGCUAACUUUAAGGACAGCCCGGACAGUGUUCACUGACAAAAAAGGUACAACAAACAGUGGAUUGUUAAUAGGUCAAAAGCUAUUAUGCUUGUCUUCACUUCAUGCCUGACCAAGACAAGGCUCAAAAACAAUAAUUUUUUAUUUCAACCAAUGAGGAUCAAGCAAUUUUUAUGGCAUCCAAUGAGCAGUCAAAUACAUCACAUUAAAUAUGUCACAUUACCAUUUUGUUAAAGGUAGAUUUUUCAGUCGAUGACAUUGUAUUCUAAUAUAUUAUUGUACAGGAAAUCUGUUAAGUGGAGUUUCAUUAUUGGCAUGGCACAUGGCUUUCCUACAGUCCGGCAUUUUUAAUUUUCAAUAAAAUAGCUGCUACGCAUAAAAUUUGUAUAAAAAGCUGUGCAUCAAUACAAACUAAUUUCACUACGUGAUUAUUCUCUUGUUAUCUAUUUCCAGCUUCAUUCUUUUCAGAUUCAUACUCGUUUAACACAUGGCUGCUGAAUAAAAAUAAAUUAUUGCUGGCAAGUAGGUAAAGCAAAAUAUUCAAGUUCUCUUUAUUUUGUAAAUUUUACGCAAAUUUAUGUUUUUAAUAUGUCAAAAGAGAUGUCCUAUGUGAAAUUUAUGUUUUUUUUAUUAUUAUUAUUAUUUAACACUUUAUUUGUACACCACAAUUAUGUUAGGAAAAUAAAAAAACAAUAUUAUUCGCGUAGACGCUUAAAGUAAUUUCACGGUAUAUCAACACAGGCUGCUCUGACUUUAUUUUUGUCUUCAAUUUAUUGACACCAUUUUAGCGUUGUUAUACGAGUGUCCUAGGAAGUAAAUUAGAAUAACUAAAAACACCAUAAUUUUAGUUCCAAAGACAUUGUCACAUUUAGAGAUUUAUGUGAGGAAAACU